AUGUAUAAGACUUUUGAGCCAUUUAAAAUCCUUGAAGAUAGAGUGUCACUAUUUCCAAAUGUUGAAGUGGCUCUAAGAAUAUAUUUGAGUGUGGCCGUCACAAAUUGUAGAGGAGAAAGAUCUUUUUUUGCCAUAGGCCGGGUGAAAAACAUUUUAAGAUCCACUUUACGCCAGGAUAAAAUGAAGGCCCUUGCACUUUUGUUUAUUGAAAGUGAAUUCAUGAACAAUAUUUCUUUCGAUGAAAUAGUAGUCUUUCGCAGCGUUAAAAUCAAGGAAAAACUUUUUUAUAUGAAUAAUAUUUAG
Macrosiphum euphorbiae (potato aphid) is the source of this 303-nucleotide messenger RNA. The record is from the annotation of a GenBank genome assembly. NCBI's taxonomy places the organism in Eukaryota, Metazoa, Arthropoda, Insecta, Hemiptera, Aphididae.